Pseudo-nitzschia multistriata is the source of this 1078-nucleotide messenger RNA. Lineage: Eukaryota; Bacillariophyta; Bacillariophyceae; Bacillariales; Bacillariaceae. The record is from the annotation of a GenBank genome assembly.
AAGAUAUGUCCUGCUCAUUAAGAAGCUUAGAAUUGAGGCGGAGCACCUCCAAGAAGAAAAACUUUCGGAGCAAAGAAAGGCUCUCGUAGCCCAAGCGGAAGAAGCUUUGAAAGAACAGCAAGCRAGAUCGGAGGCUUUUCUAGAAAAUUCGAUGCAAAUUGAGGCAAAGGCUCACGCCGAAGACAAGGCUGCAUUUGAGCAAAAAACGGAWGAGGCGAUGAGCGCCAAGUACGARGAAUUGUACGGAAAGGAACUGGCAAAGAUCAAGGACGACUUUGCUACAAAAAUGAAUCAACGAGUCCAACAAAUGGAACGGCUGACCAAGAAGCUAUCGGAUCUGGAAACCUCGCUGAAAGACUCCCAAGACUUCCAGGUGGGUUCGCUUGAAGCCCACCGCAUCACAGCCGCGGCCAUUGCCCUAAUGGAAAAGCUCGAAUCUGGAGAACCAGCGGGUGCGGCAGUCAACGCAUUGGAAGCAGUCGCMUCGGAAAAUGCUGUUGUCAGCGCGGCCGUCAAAUCUCUCCCCAAUUCUGUGACCCGGUCAGGCAUUAUGACGGUCCAGGAACUCCAGGCGGGAUUCGAAGAAAACAUAUACCCACAGUGCCGCCGUGCUGCUAACAUCCCCGAAGGGCAGGAUGGCUUGGAAGGGCAACUUUUGGGAUCAAUUUUUGCCACGCUACGGCCUGCACCAGGCCCUGAAGAUGUGGCGCCAGAAUCUGAAAAGAAUUCCUCUGAAUACGUCUUGGCGAGAAUUCGGCGCUAUGUACGUUUGGGCGACCUGGAAAAGGCCAUUGGCGAAACGAAGAAGCUGAGCGGCCAAGUGGCUUACACGGCAAAAGAUUGGAAUAGCCACGCGAGGGAUCGGGUGGCCGUAGAAAAGGCCCUGAAGGUYAUCCGAAUGGAAUGCGCCCUUGCCAAUGACAAUCUUAGCAAGGCUGCGGCAUAAAGACCCUCGUCAUUAAUUUUUUCUAUCGAUUGUGUAUUGCAGGWCACGAUAGAUCACAAUGCAAGGYACUCUUGUUGCCUUCUAGCUUAAGCAUAAGUAGUUGAUGCGCUUCAAUAUACCCUUUCUACUAUC